AUGACGGAAAAACCUCAUGAUCAGAAAAAUGUGACCCACCAGCUUGACAGCAAAUCUCUGAGUAACCAAGAAAACUUGAAACUGUUUGGGAAAUGCAACAAUCCCAAUGGCCAUGGGCAUAAUUAUAAAGUUGUGGUAAUAGUACAUGGAGAGAAUGAUCCUGUUACAGGAAUGGUUAUGAAUUUGACUGACCUCAAAGAGUAUAUGGAGGCAAUGAAGAAGCCCCUUGAUCAUAAGAAUCUGGAUUUGGAUGUGCCAUACUUUGCAGAUGCUGUAAGCACAACAGAAAAAUGUAGCUGUAUAUAUCUGGGAAAACCACCAGAAAUUUCUUCCUUUAGGAGUUCUUUAUAA
This is a messenger RNA of Neomonachus schauinslandi (Hawaiian monk seal), 351 nucleotides long. RefSeq names its product 6-pyruvoyl tetrahydrobiopterin synthase-like. The transcript has 2 exons. Gene Ontology annotation, biological process: tetrahydrobiopterin biosynthetic process. The record is from RefSeq and is a predicted model, not a curated record. NCBI's taxonomy places the organism in Eukaryota, Metazoa, Chordata, Mammalia, Carnivora, Phocidae. The coding region runs from base 1 to 351 and encodes 116 amino acids. Gene Ontology annotation, molecular function: 6-pyruvoyltetrahydropterin synthase activity. Gene Ontology annotation, cellular component: mitochondrion.